AUGAAGAGGAGGAAGAAGAGGAAUUCUACUACUACAGCUUCCGCCACAACAGUGCUGCAGAAUCCUCAUUUUGGACAGCUGGUUGCCGUGUCAUCAACAACCCAAGCACUCUUUUCAUUUGGUGUGGCAGGUCCUACUCUUGGCCUGUCCUCCACGCCUUUGACAGGUGACACAAAGCCUGCGCACGUCCUCCGCGUCGAUGCAAAAGAUGGCAUACCAAUAUACACCAUCAAGAAAGCUAGCGGCGAAACGGUCCAAUCUGUGGACCAGAAGUUUUUGUCGGAAACAUGGAUCUAUACCGGGCUAGAAGAUUGUAUGGUACAAGUACGAUAG
Messenger RNA from Seminavis robusta, 333 nucleotides. The record is from the annotation of a GenBank genome assembly. Lineage: Eukaryota; Bacillariophyta; Bacillariophyceae; Naviculales; Naviculaceae.